UCCAAAUUCCAAAGCUCUGAGCCUUCUCUCUGAAUUCCUCUUUUGUCAGGAAUUUCAGGGGAAAAAAUGCAGUUUCCCAGGACUUUUUUUAUUAUCUGUUCUGCAUUGCUCCUUUGCUCCUCGUUGACAUAUGGGCAAAAAGCUAGUCCUCCGGCUCCGGUUGCAAUGGCCCCGACUCCGACACCAGCACCGGCACCGGCACCGGAAUACGUUAACCUCACUUACUUACUCUCUGUGGCUGGUCCAUUUCACACAUUCCUUAAUUACCUCGAAUCAACUAAAGUCAUUGACACCUUCCAAAACCAAGCCAACAACACCGAACAAGGCAUUACCGUUUUCGUACCCAAAGACAAUUCAUUCAAGGGUCUUAAGAAGCCAACGUUGUCCAAUCUCAGUGACGACCAGCUCAAAUCUCUCAUCCUUUUCCAUGCCUUGCCCAAAUACUACGCCCUUGCGGACUUCAAUGAGCUCAGUUCAAAGGGUCCUGUCAGCACACUUGCUGGUGGCCAAUACACUUUGAAUUUCACCGACAACUCCGGCACGGUCCACCUCGAUUCGGGAUGGAGCAAAACCAAAGUCACCAGCGCUGUACAUUCCACCGAUCCUGUCGCUAUAUAUCAGGUGGAUAGGGUACUUCUUCCUGAGGCUAUCUUCGGUACUGAUGUACCUCCGAUGCCUGCACCAGCUCCAGCUCCAGCUCCAGCUCCUGAUGUUAGCCUUGCUGCGGAUUCGAAAGAAGGCGGUUCUUCGUCCAAGUCUUUGCCUUCGAGUUCAUCUUCUCAUGGGAUUGUGGAGUUGAGGUUGAGCGUUUGGAGUCAGCUGGUUUUGACAGUCUUCGGUGGGUUGAUUCUGCUUUCCUAAGAUACAGACUUGAUUGAGUGUAAUUUAUGUUCAUAGUUUCUCAAUUUACAUUGAUUUUUAUAACCAUUUUUUUAUGUUAUUAAGAUUAUGCGUUAAGAAGCAGGGGAAUUGUUCUGUUAUUAUUACUAUUUGAAUUUAAAUGGCGUUUUGCACGAAUCUCUGGUUAGUUGC
This is a messenger RNA of Hibiscus syriacus, 1032 nucleotides long. RefSeq names its product fasciclin-like arabinogalactan protein 7. NCBI's taxonomy places the organism in Eukaryota, Viridiplantae, Streptophyta, Magnoliopsida, Malvales, Malvaceae. The record is from RefSeq and is a predicted model, not a curated record. The coding region runs from base 67 to 861 and encodes 264 amino acids. The transcript is spliced from 2 exons.